This is a messenger RNA of Carassius carassius (crucian carp), 3049 nucleotides long. RefSeq names its product BTB (POZ) domain containing 3b (gene btbd3b). NCBI's taxonomy places the organism in Eukaryota, Metazoa, Chordata, Actinopteri, Cypriniformes, Cyprinidae. Gene Ontology annotation, cellular component: cytosol. The record is from RefSeq and is a predicted model, not a curated record. Bases 564 to 2117 code for a protein of 517 amino acids. Gene Ontology annotation, molecular function: protein binding. The transcript is spliced from 5 exons. Gene Ontology annotation, biological process: neurogenesis; cerebral cortex development; dendrite morphogenesis.
GUUACGUUCUCCAUUCUGCCCCCACAGUCAGCAAAACACACGUCAGAGCGCAGGUCCACGGCAAACGAAUCCUGCAGAGCUCUGUGUAUGUGUGUUGAUGUGUGUGUGUCAGUGUCAGGAGGAGAGAGAGAGAGAGAGACAGCGUGGACUAGCUGCUUUUGAACCACUGCAGGAGCAUUAAAUCUGGGACUGUCACAGAUACUGAAGGAGAGAAGACAUUCAAAGAAGGACGUUUAUCUAGCAGCACAGUUAUGGAGACUCAUCUCUGCUGUCCACCAGCGGAUCAAACUAGAAGCAAAGGACAGAAAAGUCAGCCGGCGUAUUGACUUUAAUCUUCUGGUGGAAGAACGCAAUUAUAUUCCCUGACAGUUUGCUCUCAGAAGGUGAAGAUCAGGAGUGGAUUUUCCUUGUUUCUUUCCUUUUUCUUCUGUGUUUCAUUUAAUUGCUCUGCUUUUGGGGCAUCCUCACCCUCUCCACAAAGUCGUCACCUCUCUCAGAUCCUUCCUUUCCUUCCCAACAUCUUCUCUGCAUGCUUUUUCACUGCUCUGCAGGUGAACACACUCAUGGUGGAUUCCAAGGGAAGGAACAUGAAAUGUCUGACAUUCUUGUUAAUGCUUCCAGAGUCAGUUAAGAGCAAGUCCAGUAAAAGCUCCAAAAAGGGGAGUCCCAGCAGCUCGUCCAAGCUGCCCCCUGUGUGCUAUGAGAUCGUCACCUUGAAAACCAAGAAGAAGAAGAAGAUGGCAGCAGAGAUCUUCCCCACUAAGAAGCCGGCAUCGGCCACCACGGUGCAGCAGUACCAGCAGCAGAACCUGAACAACAACAACACCAUUCAAUGCUGCAACUGGCAGGGUCUGUACUCCACGAUCAGGGAGAGAAAUGCAGUGAUGUUCAAUAAUGAACUGAUGGCUGACGUUCACUUUGUUGUCGGUCAGUCCGGAGGAACUCAGAGGCUCCCGGGACACAAGUAUGUCCUUGCUGUAGGUAGCUCGGUUUUCCAUGCCAUGUUUUAUGGAGAGUUGGCAGAGGACAAGGAUGAGAUCCGUAUCCCUGAUGUAGAACCUCCAGCCUUUCUGGCUAUGCUGAAGUACAUUUACUGUGAUGAAAUUGACUUAAGUGCUGACACAGUACUGGCAACAUUAUACGCAGCCAAAAAGUACAUAGUCCCGCACCUGGCUCGGGCUUGUGUCAACUUCUUGGAAACAAGUUUGAGUGCAAAGAAUGCCUGUAUUCUUCUAUCUCAGAGCUGUCUGUUUGAAGAGCCAGACCUAACACAACGCUGCUGGGAAGUCAUUGAUGCUCAGGCUGAGCUGGCACUUAAAUCCGAGGGCUUUUGUGACAUUGACGCUCAGACCUUGGAGAGCAUUCUCAGCCGGGAGACUUUGAACGCUAAGGAGAUUGUAGUGUUUGAAGCAGCACUAAGCUGGGCGGAGGCCGAAUGUCAGCGGAGGGAGAUAAACACAACUAUCGACAACAAACGCAAAGUAUUGGGCCAAGCCGUCUACCUGAUCCGUAUACCAACCAUGGGUCUUGAUGAUUUUGCAAAUGGUGCUGCGCAAUCAGGAGUGUUAACACUAAACGAGACCAAUGACAUUUUCUUAUGGUACACGGCGGCUAAAAAACCAGAGCUGCAGUUUGCCUGCCAACCUCGUGAGGGAUUGACACCACAGAAGUGCCAUCGCUUCCAGUCGUGCGCCUACCGCAGCAACCAGUGGCGUUAUCGCGGACGCUGUGACAGCAUUCAGUUUGCUGUAGAUAAGCGAGUGUUUAUCGCGGGUUUCGGGCUUUACGGUUCAAGCUGUGGAUCUGCUGAGUACACUGCCAAGAUCGAGCUGAAACGGCAAGGAGUCGUUCUGGGAAUCAAUCUUAGCAAGUACUUUUCAGAUGGAUCCAGCAACACCUUCCCAGUUUGGUUCGAGUAUCCAGUUCAGAUCGAGCCUGACACUUUCUAUACGGCCAGCGUGGUUCUGGACGGAAAUGAACUGAGUUAUUUCGGACAAGAGGGUAUGACGGAAGUUCAGUGUGGGAAGGUGACCUUCCAGUUUCAGUGCUCUUCGGACAGUACCAACGGCACAGGAGUGCAAGGCGGACAAAUUCCAGAGCUCAUUUUCUAUGCCUAAGUUUCUCUUGGGAAAACAAAAAAAAUGCCCACCUUACCAGUGUGAAAAAGCUUAACAUUACAUACAAUAUAUGUUUUUUUACAUGGCAAAAUUCAACUUCUCCAAUGCUGUCAGCUCGAGCAAACCGAGACAUAACAAGCAUUACAAGGCCUUGUUUUGAGCUCUUAAUAGUUUUCCGGCAGCUGUCAAAGCAUUAACAGUAUUUCCUCCUUGUCUUAAAAGUGAAUUAAAUAUUUUAUUUUGUGCUAUGCAUAAAGCAGCACCUGUUUACAAAGGAAAAUCUCAUUUCAGUGGGAUAUACGUUGUUGACUAAGCUCCUAGUUGGGUGCCACAGCCUGGCUGAUUUAAAAUAGUUUUCAUUCACUUUAUUUGAGAGGGGACAUUGUACAGUAUAUAUUUAAAUGUGUGAACUAAACUAUAAAUAUAUAUAAAUAUAUAAAUAUUAUCACUCCAUGGCUAUGUCUACAGUUUACAAUGACUAUACGCCAUGUUAGUGAACGCUUGCACAUGUAUAUUGUAGCAAUAGUGAACAAAUUAUCCUAACUCAUGAUAACAGACUAACUUCAGUAUUUCUCCACAUCACAAUUCAAGGCAAUCAGAUACCUAACACCAAAGUUACUGUCACCAUAACUUGUUUUUGAUUAAAUAUCAUUGUCAAGCACAGAGUAUCUUAGAUUUCAUUUAGAUUUAGAAGCAUAAAUCCACUUUUCGGAUCAGUCAUAAUGAGAAAUAGCAUAAACAUACUGUAUGUAGAGUUUGCACUGGAAUAAACUAUUUUCAUUCAGAGUCUUUGACCCUGCAUUAACCUUACCCAAGACAGACGUCAUAUUUAAUGUUUUGUAAAUGAAACCAAUGCUGUGAGGGAGAAAUGUUUGGGUUAUACGAUAUAUGUAUAUAAAUAAAUGACAAAAAAAUUCUUUUUUUAAUUAAAC